AGAAUAAAAAUUGUUUAAUGUAAACGAAAAGGACCUAAACUUUUCAGUUUACAUUUUUAUUUUGUUUUGGUUCAAAGUUUAAACGAAUUUAUCUUAAUAUGAUUGAUGAAAAUACAACACUGAGUGAUAAUUCAGAUGUAGAUGAUGUCAAACCAGAAUUACGGGGCUAUUUGAGCAAAUGGACGAAUUAUAUUCAUGGAUGGCAAGAUAGAUUUAUCGUUUUAAAAGAUUCAACAUUAUCAUAUUAUAAGAGCGAGGUAGAGAGCAAUUUGGGAUGUCGAGGAGCCCUAUGCUUAAAAAAAGUCAAAGUCAAGCCACAUGAAUUUGACGACUGUAGAUUUGAUGUGUCUGUGAAUGACUGUGUUUGGUAUUUGAGAGCUGCAAAUCCAGAAGAAAAACAACAGUGGAUUGAUAUCUUGGAAUCUUUUAAAGUAGAGUCAGGAUAUGGAACCAGCUCAGAUAGCAGCUCAAAUGGUGGUGGACUCAGAAGACAUGACUCUGUCACAUCACUUCAAUCAACUGGAUCACAUGGUCGUACGUCCCGUCGUCUGGCUGAAAAGAUCGCAGAGUUGGAAACAUUCAACGAUCUGUUGGGGAAGCAAGCUCUGCAGUUGCAGCAGUACUUCGAUACUUGCGCAUCAAAGUUUCCACAGAUCAGCGACGAGGAAGCGAUCGAUGCCUUGAAACUUGCAGAGAUUGCCCAUGACAAGAGCUUGGCGGAUGAGGUCCGAGCGACGAGCGCUUCGUUCCGCGCGACCUGCAGCGCCACUGUCGUCAAUAUACAGCACUGCGUGGAGCUACUAAAGCGGCGAGAAAAACAGGCGCGGAAAGCUGAGGAGCUAUAUGCGGCAUUGAAGACACAGUUGAAUGAGGCAAGGCUAGCGUCCAAGCCGGGGCCAGAUCAUGAGGAGGGGCCACAUUCGACGCUGCCGGACGACGAGUUCUACGAUGCAGUGGAGACCGGCUUUGACAAAAUGGAGGAGGAGAGAUGCGCCCGGGUAUGCUCACCCGCCGAGGUCACGCGGGACGAGGUGGAGCUGCCGCCACGUGCCAUAGACAACAGACUCACCGUUCACCCGCUCUGGCCAGAGAUCGACAGGAUAUCAACAGAGCAGAUCCAGGCCGCCUUUGAAGGUGUGGGCGGUGAGAUUGGAUGGCAGCUGUUUGCUGAAGAGGGAGAUAUGAGGAUGUACAGACGAGAGAUGGAAGUAGACGGAAUGGUUACGGACCCGCUGAAGGCGAUGCACAAGGUUCGAGGGGUGUCCGCUCGGGAGAUGUGCCAUUACUUCUUCAACCCCAGAUACCGAUACGAGUGGGAAACGACACUGGAGACGAUGACUAUCGUGGACGCGGUGUCGUCCGACACCAUCGUGUUCCACCAAACGUUCAAGCGUAUCUGGCCGGCGUCGCAGCGGGACGCGCUCUUCUGGUCGCACGUGCGAGCGGCGCCGCAACAUACGUACGCGGUCACUAACCAUUCCACCACGGACGCUCAGUACCCGGCCAAUACUGGUGCGUGUAUUCGCCUGUUUGUAACGGUAUGUCUGGCCUGCCGGUCCACGUACCCUGAAAACGAGGCUCCCACCAGAGACAACAUCACCACUAGCAUCGCGUACUGCAGUACAGUAAAUCCCGGGGGCUGGGCGCCCGCCGGGGUACUCCGUGCAGUCUACAAGCGGGAAUAUCCGAAGUUCCUGAAACGUUUCACCAACUACGUGGUGGAACAAUGCCGGGAUAAGCCGCUGGUCAUCUAGCGCCUUGUUUUGGACCUUGUUACAGAUCAAGUUCGAGAUACUUCCAGUGUAUAUUUAUGUACAAAGUUGUGUCACUCGCCCGCCAUAUAUAUCCAACGAGACCGUAAGCAACUCUAUAUAAGUAUGUAACUUAUAUAGAGUUGCUUACGUUCUCGUUGGAUAUAUCAAAGAUGUCAUUAUAAUUGGGUUUUUGACUCAAUAUUUUAUUAUUGUAUAAUAAACUAAGAUAAAAAUAAUGAUGUACACUCAAAAUUAAAUUAUAUUCAUGAGAAAUACAAAGUUAUGGGCAUUUGAACUCUUGUUGUAUGUGUCUUCUAGCUCUAUCUCGCAUGAGAAAAACUUGUAUAGAGCUACAAAAGCAAAAACUAUAUUAUUGCUGUGCUGUUAUAUAUCUCUGUCUUAUCAGUAAUGUUAAAAUCCUCAUAACGUUUUUUGUUAUUUGAUCGGAUCGAAGUAGUUUUUUCAUCAUUCUAUUUGUUAUUAAAUCUAGUUUUAAAAAAAAUAAAUUCAAUAUUUUAAUUCGAGUAUGAUAUUCAAUUAUUGCCAAUAUAGUUAUAGAACGGUUAGUUACUCAACCGGAACUUAUUCGACAUUGAUAAAUAUUGAAGUUGUUUUAUCAAGCCAGAUGUUGAAAUAUAACGUUUCAUACGUCGAUGCAUAAAGGUGCCUUCACAUGACAUGCGUUAGAAAAACGCGCGCUUGCAAAACUUUCCAUUUGACCGUUGCUACGUGUGUGACUUUUUAAUGGACUAUCACAAUUGAAGGUCGAGUUUUAUUAUACAUAAAAUCAUAUUGAAGCCAUCUUAUUCACAGGAAAUUGGCCCUUAACGCAAAUAAGGCAUGUCAGCUAAUAGAGGACCCUAAUGUCUCUUCUCUAGUACUAAUUUGCGUGUGAAAACGUUGCAUAGACCGCCAGCCGACAGCCGGUCUCUGCGAACACUAUAAAUGCGAGCGGCGGUCAUUCUUAGAUUAAAUUAUUCUCUAUACUUUCGACCCUUAAAUUUAUUCCUUGUUUUUUAAAAUGUUUAGAUCAGGAUACAUACAAGUACAGUACCAUACUUGCUGCCUUUGUUUUUAAAUAAUCAGAUGUCUGGUUCAUAGAUUAAAAAUAAUUCACAGAUACAUCGAGUGUCAAUAUUACUCUUUUUCAUUGUUGCUUACGGGAAAUGUAACUAUACAGAUGACAUAACGACAGAAUUGACCGUAUUAUAUCCGUAUAACUUCGUUGUUAAAUGUAUAGUUAAAUAUAAAUUUUUAUAAAUGAAAUACUUUUAAUAGUGCUGAUUAUUUUUCUGUUUUGAGAGUUGGGCAAUUGUAAUUUUCCAAAUGCUAUGACGUUUUUUGAGUGUUAAUUCACCUCUACACGAAGAUGCCUCUUUGGCUUAUUAUACUUCUACUAGCUGACCCAGCAAACGUCCUUUUGCCAAAUAAAUGAUUUAGGUGUUAAAAGAAAAAAUAUAAUUAAAAUAAAUUUUAAUUUUAAACUAUACAUGAAAAUUUAUUGUACAAAAUUUUUUAUAUUCGAUUGCCGUUUUGCAACCCUAUUUCGGAUCUGUGGAUGGAACAGAUAUAAAAUUCGCGAUUAAAAAACGGGGCAUGAUCGUAGAAUGGUGAAAAUUUGAAAUUGUAUGUAUUUUUAAUGUUAAAUCAUAAUAAAGUAAAAACAAAUAAUUUUGUCAAAAAAAUGAUAAUAUAGUUUAUGGGUUGGUCACCCUUAUAAUUUAGGGGUAUAAAAAAUAGAUGUUAGCUGAUUUUCAGAACUAUCCUAUAUACACAAAAUUUCAUGCAAAUCUGAACCGAUUUGUAUGAAAUUUCUUUUCGUUUCGGAGUAGUAUAGAGCCUUUUUGAUGCCAUACAACAGGUGAACGGUUUCAUUAAAAUUUUUAUAAUGAACUUGUAUUGUAUACAUGUCGAUUUCUUUUUAUACAUAAUAUAUCAUUAAAAACUUCUGGAGUUGUAUAAAGUAAAAUAUCAUAUUGUUGAGAGAAAAGGAUAGAGAUAUCUAUUCCAGAGUAGGUGUGACGAGACUAGAUAUACUUGGUAGCGUAAGUAAACGCGUGUAGGAAGUUUUUUAUCUAUUUAGGGUAUUAUUACGUAUUACGGUGUAUGAUUACUUUUUACGGAAUUCGGAUUACGUUUCGUUGCUUUAAAUAUCUUUAAUUCUUUUUUAUUUAUAUAAAGUUUUUAUUCGUCUAAUGUUAUAUGCACCUGAAAUAUUACUGUCUUUUGUUUAAUUUUAAAUAGAUAUAAAUGCUUCGUAUAGACAUGCGAACACUCACCGAAUUGUACAUAGUAUACUUAAAAUCCUCAACCCUCAAGCAUAUUUUCUACAUCAAUGGUCUUUUCGUUGGAAACCGGGUCGGUUUCUUCAACAAUAAUUGAAGUAUGUUUUGUUGUAUUCUGAUUCGCGACAAAGUCAUAAUAAAACGACCCGAGGCUUAACCCCUCAUAUGACAAAACGUCCCCGCAGAAGCCACCCACUGGCUGUUUUGGCGCCAAACCCGGCGCCGGCUACUUGAGACACUAUAACCACUUGUGUUUAUAAUAGUCGAUGUAUUAUUAUGCGGCUUAUGUUACAGGUAGCUGAUAAACAUGCUUGGUUAUUGUAAACAAAAAAAAAAUAUGAGAAUUAUGGAUGAAAUGUGAAAAAUGCCGCUUCUUCAGAGUUGCACGAGAAAUUGUGACUAUUUUGCUAAACGCGUCAAAAUAAAAAUGUAUGAAAUCCCUCGGCUGAAAUGUGCACAUAAAGUAAUUUAACUGCUUCCCAUAGUAUAAUAAUACACUCCGCAUUAUUUUAUCUUCCCACAAUGUCCCAAGACUAUGUCACAACUCAGAAUAUAAUAUAUGUCAUACUGACAGCUCGCCAUUUCAUCGCUAUUGUCGCGUCGCUCACAUCUAUAGCGUUGCUUCUCUCGGAAAUAGUUUGAGACCAAUCAUCGCAACUGAUGACGAAUUCUGAGGCCAAUCACGUGAUUUAGCUGUCACGCAAAGAGAAUACCAGGUGGAAUAUAUGAUUAUACCUUACUGCUUCCAAUCUUUUAUCUACAGAAUGAAGGUGUGGUCCCCAGGUGGCGUGGGUUCAAAAUAGCACAUCUUAAUAUAUAUAAAUCCAGUGUCCUGAUGCUUGUUUCCAGUGAACUCCCAACCUAAUAAACGGUUUUUAAUGGGUUUACUACAUGGAGUGCAGUUCAGUCCGAUUUGAGAGAUAUGAUAGUUUUUAUUUCGAUUUGGGACCCAUAAUUAUUUUUAUUUCUAAUAUUUGUUUUGUAUGGACAUAUUUUCUAUCAUAAUUUAUUGACGCACGGUUUGACAGUUAUGUUGUGAAACAAUUUCAUUAAUACUCUACAUGGAGCAUAUUUUACGAAAUAAUUCUCGAUGUUAUGUAAUAUUAUGACAAAUUCAUAAAACACAGUAUUUUAUUUAUUAUCUACAGAAUUACGUCUGUCGGGUCAGCUAGCCGUUGAUAAAUUUUUAGACAACUAGUAUAGUGAGUAAAAACACUUAAAAAUAACAAAUGGAUUCCAAGCCAUUUUCAAUUGCAAUCGCUUACAGUUUUAUCAACAGACCAUAUCAAAAUCUAAUCUAUAUAUAUAUAUUGAAAAUGGUCUUUGUUCAAGGCUCCAUCACGCCUGAUCGUAUCGACAUGAAACCAUUCGAUGCGAAAUUUAUCCUAGAUUGUUUAUGGCUACUUAUUUUUUGAAUUCCAACGUUCUUUCAUUAAUUUAUUUCCUUUUAACUAUACGGCUAGUAUUUCUAUAUGGGUUAAAAGCCUUUUUGACUUAUACCGAAACGUGUGCGAACUGAAUUAACCGGUAUCAAAAGCUUGUGGUUAUUAGCUUAUUUUUCCGCGCCGUGCUCGCACGUUUAUACGAGGCUUAAAAUUUAAUAAAAUAAUACGGAAAUUUUUAUCGAAUUAAAUAUUUAUUCCCCCUUUUAUUUACGCAUUAUGCUCAAUGUUUUCUUUUGAAUUUACGUCACAGUUACGAAUUAUGAUGUACUUAGCACAAUUGUGAUUGUGUUAUUUGUUAGCCAAUCGCAUCAAGACGUUGAUAUCUAAUAACCAAUCACAGCGAUUCGUUUUGAAAUUGGAUUCUUUAAUGCUUCUGUUCAUUCCAUUACGCGUCAGAAUAUGUGGUGAAACAGCAUAGAGUUUUUAUAAUUAUUGUUUUUUUUAUUACAACUUUGAAUAGUAUUUACGUUUUAUCACAAAUAAAUAUUAUUUUAAUGUAGGUGCUGAAUACAAGAAAUGCAUGUUUUUGUUAUAAGGAUGCGAAUGAUUGCAUUUAUAUAUACCAAUGUUGGUUUUGUAUAUUGUAAUAUUUUGUGGACUUGUUUCUAUAUAUAAUUAUUAUAAUUAAAAGGAAUAUAUGUUUUUCAUAAUAAUACGGCUCGCACUAUUAUAAACAUUGUACCUAUAUGUAGGGCAAACUACUCUCUGUCUUAAAUACUUAUCAGAAAAAAAAUAUUGUCCAAUUUUCUGUGAUGAUAAUAAGAAACUACGGUUUUACGACUAAUAUUUGUAAUAUAUAUAUAUAUAUAUAUAUAUAUAUA
Messenger RNA from Leptidea sinapis, 6305 nucleotides. RefSeq names its product ceramide transfer protein (gene cert). Gene Ontology annotation, molecular function: phosphatidylinositol-4-phosphate binding. NCBI's taxonomy places the organism in Eukaryota, Metazoa, Arthropoda, Insecta, Lepidoptera, Pieridae. The record is from RefSeq and is a predicted model, not a curated record. Bases 99 to 1754 code for a protein of 551 amino acids. Gene Ontology annotation, biological process: ER to Golgi ceramide transport. The transcript is spliced from 12 exons. Gene Ontology annotation, cellular component: Golgi apparatus.